AUGUUCAAAUUCAUCGCUGUCUGCUUUUUCGCUUUGUUGGCUGUUGCCGCCGCUAAGCCCGGUCUUGUAGCUCCUUUGGCUUACUCCUCAGCGUACACUGCUCAUUUAGCUUAUGCCGCCGCUCCUGCUGUUGUUGGUCAUGCUUCCUAUGUAGCUCCUUAUGCCUCCACCUACAAUGCCCAUCAUGUUGCUCACUCUGCUGCCUUCCCUGCCGCUUAUGCUGCUGCUCCAGUAGUACACUCUGUUCCUGCUGCUUAUGCCGCUGCUCCCGUAGUACGUGGCGCUUAUGCUGCUACUCCCGUUGUCCAUGCCACUCCCGUUGCUGGCCCACUUUUGUUGAAGAAAUAG
This is a messenger RNA of Calliphora vicina (urban bluebottle blowfly), 348 nucleotides long. RefSeq names its product ice-structuring glycoprotein-like. The record is from RefSeq and is a predicted model, not a curated record. Bases 1 to 348 code for a protein of 115 amino acids. NCBI's taxonomy places the organism in Eukaryota, Metazoa, Arthropoda, Insecta, Diptera, Calliphoridae. The transcript is spliced from 2 exons.